AUGGACGCCCUGACGGACUAUCAAAUCAUGGUGGCAGUUCUGCGAAAGUGCAAGGUUCUUUGGCAGGCAGUAACCACCGCCGUAGAACAUUCCAAAUGUCGUUGGGAUAAGUGGCUCAAAAGUGUGAUUGUAUGUAGGGCUAUCUUAACAGAUUACCAAAUCACGUUGUUAGUUCUGUGGAGGUGCAAGUUUUGA
Pyricularia grisea is the source of this 195-nucleotide messenger RNA. RefSeq lists its product as uncharacterized. The coding region runs from base 1 to 195 and encodes 64 amino acids. The record is from RefSeq and is a predicted model, not a curated record. The transcript is spliced from 2 exons. NCBI's taxonomy places the organism in Eukaryota, Fungi, Ascomycota, Sordariomycetes, Magnaporthales, Pyriculariaceae.